UCUCGUAGUCUUGAAUGUUCUGGAAUUACGAAGUCGAAUAUGUGGUAUGAUAAUAUGAUUUGGGCCUUUUGCGAGCUAAUGCAGGGUAUAUGUACGUGAAAGCACCGGAAGUCAUCGCAUGUCACGUCCGCUCCGAGAAGACGUCCGUUGGGGGAUUUGAGGUAUUUGAUGAUGCGCGCCUCAGUCCGCUUUGAUAAGCAGGACCAUUUGCUCCUAUGAUGAUGAUAGGAGGCUCAUGGGUAUGCAUAUACAUAACCUCCUAACCUUCAAGUCAAGUCUAACAAUGUUGAUCCAAGUACCACUCUUCUCAGAGUCGUUAUCUCAAAUCGAGCGACCAUUGCCUCCUUCAGAUCCACCAACCAGUCAAGACAUUGUAUAUGCAAUUAUCCUCCUUGAGAAGGUGAAGGAGUUUUUUAGCCCCCCCUCAUUCAAGAGAAAACUGCGCCGGGACUACUGUAUGGCCACUGUCGACGACCUCGCGAAAGCGCAGCUGUAUCUACACAAGGUGUGCAGCGCAGCCACAGCUGAGACAGGUGGAAAUCAUGUCAUUUCGCAUCUCGUUGAACCCAUGCAUAGAAGGCUUGACCAGAUGGAUGAAACACUGGUUCGGACGAUGAAUAAUUCCAGGAUUCACGGUCUGGAGCAACGGCUCGACUCUGAUUCCCAAGUAAGUGAGCAUCCACAGAGGCCCGGUCAUCCAGAGGGGUCACCGGUUGAAAGCACACUGGUUAUAUGACAAGACACACCCUUUCAACGACUUACAAUUGUACCACCAAAUUCCGAUCUCGUGGGGCCGUGAGGAUAAAGACCCAGAGCACUUUAAAUUGCCGCCUUUACGCACGAACAACGACUUCACCAACCUCCCCGGUCAUCAAUUGGACAAUUAUCUUUAUUACUACAG
Messenger RNA from Suillus discolor, 901 nucleotides. RefSeq lists its product as uncharacterized. The transcript has 4 exons. Bases 236 to 736 code for a protein of 166 amino acids. The record is from RefSeq and is a predicted model, not a curated record. NCBI's taxonomy places the organism in Eukaryota, Fungi, Basidiomycota, Agaricomycetes, Boletales, Suillaceae.